Molecule: messenger RNA, 3924 nt
Organism: Fulvia fulva
Lineage: Eukaryota; Fungi; Ascomycota; Dothideomycetes; Mycosphaerellales; Mycosphaerellaceae
Product: Spindle pole body protein pcp1
Exons: 2
Coding region: 1-3924 (1307 amino acids)
Cellular component (GO): microtubule organizing center
Source: RefSeq, a predicted model, not a curated record
AUGGCGCACAACUACAUCGACACGCCGGGCAGCGAGCGCGGUAGGAACAACACGUUCAUGUCGAGUCCCGCCAAACACAUCGAUCUCUCCUUCGCACAGCCGUUCGCCUCGCCGUCGAAGAAUCCCGCCCAAGAUCUGCGCAACCAGAUGCGAGGACUGCGCGGAGCUCCACCGCCAACCCGGACACCGCGACCGCGGACUGCCUUGGUCGACAAGCGCAAUCCGGGCGGCAAGCAGGAGUUCACGCCGCUGCUGAAGAGCGCCAAGCGGAACCAGCUGCUGCAGCAGAGCGUGUUGGAGGACAAGGAGAACACGGCGGAUCUGAAGACGCCGCACGGUCUGCGACAGAGCUACCGCGGUCGCACACCUGGACCGCCCAUCUCGAGCUCGAUGCUGGAUGAGGAGACGGGACGCUCAGCAGACCGAGAAGCCACUCCUAUUGCGCCGCAAGCUGCGAGUUCGUCGAUGAUCGACUCGACCCCCAUACCACAACUACCGGACAGACACAAGCCUGGUGUGCUGGAGCAGGGAAACGCCCUUACCUUGCGCGACCAGGAAGCCAAGCUCGACCAGAUUCAGAAGGACAACUUCGGCCUGAAGCUGAAGAUCCACUUUCUCGAAGAGGCACUGCGGAAGACGGGCAACGAGUACCACCGGCAGACAUUGAGGGAGAACGUCGAGCUCAAGACUGAGAAGGGCUCCAUACAGCUGGACCUGAAGAAGCACAGAAAACGCGUGCAAGAGGCGGAGCGGCAGCUGGAGGAGUACAGGGUGCUCUUGAAAGAAUACCAAGAGAAGGUCAAGAAGCGACACACCACCGAACGCGACCAGGAAGAGUUCGAUCGUUUGCAGAAGAUGGCGGAAGAGUCACAGAAGAUCGCCGACGAUCGUGAGCAAGAAUUGGAGACCAUGCGCGAGAAGCUGGACCAGGCCGAGCAGCUCCAGAACAGUGGCGACGAUGCGGACAAGCUGAAGGAGCAACUGCAAGAUCUCGAGCAGGAUAUUCGCGAUCGUGAUCGCGAGCUUGACGAAAAGGAUGCCAAGAUCGAGGAAAUGCAAGACAAGCUGGACGAGGCCGCACGUUCGACAGACGACUCCGACGAGGUACAGCGACUGAAGGACGAGUUGCGAGAAUGGGAGCAAGAUGUGCAGGAGCGCGACCGUCAGCUGGAGGAGAAGGAUGAGAGACUGGCGAAGCUCAAAGAUCAGGUGAAAGCACUCCAGGCGGACAAUGCGAAUGUCGACAAUAUGCAGAAAGACAUUGAAGAGAUGGAUGCUGAGCUGCGAGAGAAAGACGACGAGCUUGCCCAGAAGAAGAGACAGAUAUCUGAGCUCCAAGAACAAGUCAAUGGCUCCUACGAUCGCGAAAAGUCAACGAAGAAGCUGCGGAGUGAUGUGUCUGAUCUGGAGACCAAGCUCAGAGAAAAGGAGCAGAAUCUGGAUGAGAGCAGGGAGCAGAUUCGUGGCCUCGAGAAGCGGCUUCAGUCUGCAGAGUCUGCCGGUUCUGACCUUCGACACAAGGACGACGAGCUUCGUAAUGCUCAACGCGAGCUCGCGGACAAAGAUGGCGAAAUCCGAGCUCUACAGGAACGAGUACAGACUGCACGUGGCAGCUGGGAUGCUGAAGCUCGCCAAGUCGAUGAGCGCAUGCAGGAGAAGGAUCGCGUCAUCCGGGAGAAGGAGAGCCUGCUACGAGACAAAUCACGAGUGAUCGAGGAGCGAGAUGAAGAGCUGGCCGAUCUCGAAAAGCGCGUCCGCACCGCAGAGCAUGCUCGUGAUGAAGCGCUUCGCAAGCAGAGUUCGGGCGUCCGUGAGCUGCAAGACCAGGUCAACGAAAUGCAAGAGAAGCUGCGUGUGGCAUCAGCUUCUUCACAGGCCAAGCUCAACGAGAAGGACGGUCUCAUUCAAGCACGAGAGACGGAGAUGCAAGCAUUGCAGGAUCGCCUCAGUAGUCUGCAGUCGGGUGAUAAUGCUGAACUUCGCAAGAAGCUUGAGCAGAUCCAACGACUUGAGAUGGAGCUGCAGAAUAAGGAGCGUGACAUCAAGGAUCAGAGUCAGCAGAUUAUGAGCUUGAAGUCACGUCUUGGAGCUAUGGAGACGCCAUCAAAGAAAGACAGCCUAAUCAAGCAACAAGCCGAGGAGGUCCGAAGUCUCCAACAGCAGUUGCAGCAAGCAGAACAGGACAAGGAGCGAGAGCUAGAAGAGGCUGAUGGAAUACUUGCAGACUAUGAGGCCGAGCGAGAUCAGCUUCAGAAGCAAGUCGAGUCUUUCCGUGGCAAGGACGAGCAGAUCGUUAGUCUGGAGGAUGAGCUCGAUGAUCUACAAGCGCAACUCCAGCAAGCUAUGGAGCAGCGACAGGCGGACGUGCAGAAGCUGAAACAAGAACUUGAGGCUGCGCGAUCAAGCAGGGGCGACUCUGAAGAACUUCAACGCAAGCUGCAAGAGAUGCAGACAAAGUACGAAGAUCUUGAAGCCGAGCUUGCCGUUCUGGAGGACAGCAACGGUUCCAUGCAGCAGGAGAAGGCAGAUCUUGAAAGUCGGAUUCGUAGCCUCGAGAGUGAGGUCGAGCGAGCAUGGCGCGCUAAAGACAACGGCACGCCAGUACGCGAGCGAGAUGAGCUUCGACGAAAGCUGAGGACUGUUGAAAACGAGCGACAGAAUCUGGCAGUCACAGUCAAGACACUUGAAGCUGAGCUCGACAAUGCUGCCAAGUCACGUACCAAUGGUACGCCAGUACGUGAGCGCAACGAUGCCCGUCAGAAGCUUCGUGAAGCCGAGUCGCGUGCUGCCAAGUUGCAAGACCAGGUAAAGACGCUCGAGGAUGAGCUGGCCUUUGCUCAACAAGAGCGAACUAUCGCAGAAGAGCGCCAAGAUCUGCACGAGAUGCUCAAGCAGUCGAAGCUCGAAGCCGAGCAGUUGUCCAUCAAGCUUGCCAAGCGCGAGAAGCAGGAGACCGCAGCCAAGCGCAAGGAGAAUGAGCUUCAAAGCCAGCUGCAGAAUGCUCAUGCUGAGAUUGAGGAUCUUCAAGCCCAAAUUGCUGAGAUGGAGAACCAGACCGCGGCUUUCACGACUAAGCAGCAAGAUCACCGCGGUACUGCUCGAGAGCUUCGAAAUGCAAAGGCCCGGCUUGAAGAGUUGCAACUUCAGAUCCAAGACCGACAAGGCAGCUCGUCGGGACACGCCAGACGAGAAGCAGAACUACGCGCUCAACUCCGAGACACCAAGGCCGAGCUCGACAAACUACAGCUCGAGGUUGUGGAAAAGGACGACAGACUUCAGAUUCUCCAGCGUAAGGAACACGACCUCCGCGAACGUCUUGGAAAGGCGCGAGCAGACGAGACUUUUGAUCUCAACAAGCAAGACCUCCAAGCACAGCUGGAUGACGCCGAAGUCGAGCUCCAAGCCUUGCAAUCACAACUCGUGGACCGCAGCAGACUCCUUCAAGCUUCGAGCGAGCGAGAGAAAGAGCUCCGCAACAAACUGAAGAGUGUUCGCUCUGCUGACCAUGCGAUGAGCGCCGACCAGUUCCAGAAGAUGCAGAAUGUCGAGACGAGGCAUCAAGCGGAGCUGAAGGGUUUGGCGAAGCAGAUCCAGUACCUCCGCGCCAAAUGCACGAGAGAAGAAACGUUCCGAGCCGAUCUUGUAUUUGUGAAGAAGUGGUUCCUGAUGCAGGUUGGGAUGUACAAUGCCUGCAACAAAGCCGAUAUCCGCCUCCUGGAAGAAAUCGGCGUGACGCCGGAUAUGUCGUUCCGAGAGAAGAAGCACUCGUUGCGCACCGUUGGUUUGAUGGUUGUGGCGAGUGUGAGGAUGAAGAAGUUACAGGAGCAGUGGGCGCCGCAGAAGAAGUUGAAUGAGGUGCUUUUGAAGAAAUUGGAGGGAAUGAGGAGGGAGCGGAAGGUUUUCAGUGGGAAGGCUGGGCGGUGA